CUUAUCCCGAUAGGGAAUGGUUAUGGGGUUGGCAUUAAACAACAUAAUCUUGGGGGAAAUAAAAAGGAGGUCUUCACGUCUUGGUCGUGACUAGCGGAGGCUGGCGCUAUUUCCUUGACUGCUAUCUGGCCUUUGCUUGUAAAAUGACCGUUAUCUCGCAAGCAAGCAAGGAGACAGUCUAUGAGACAUGUUUGGUGUCGUGAGGAAUCUCGGUCGAUCAUGAUCAACAAACAACGUCUACGGAGUCGUACACUAUGUUACCACGGUAUCCACGAUCGUCACUGUCAGAUACAAUCCUGUCCCGUGCUACUUAUACUAUCCCUUUCGAUUCAGGGAGUUCAGGGAGCAACAACCACCACAUACAAGUUCUUCUACUACUUUGCAGUGACGCUCCCUUACACCCUCCAGUGACAAGACAGCCCAAUUCAAAUCCGUAAUAUUAAAAAAU
Aspergillus ruber CBS 135680 is the source of this 448-nucleotide messenger RNA. RefSeq lists its product as uncharacterized. NCBI's taxonomy places the organism in Eukaryota, Fungi, Ascomycota, Eurotiomycetes, Eurotiales, Aspergillaceae. The transcript has a single exon. The coding region runs from base 181 to 411 and encodes 76 amino acids. The record is from RefSeq and is a predicted model, not a curated record.